CCAUCCAUUCAGGAUGAAGAUGGUGAUGAAGAGGAUGAAGAUGAUGAAGAUAAGCCCUGUGGCAAGUGUCGGCUGAUAGGCGGAGCGGCUCAGUCCACACGAGAACCUGCUGGAGGCCGCCGGAGCCGUGCGUUGUAAAUUAUGUACAUAAGUGACUGACUGAUAUAUUCGGGCUAACGCGUGGAUGUUGCGGCCGCGCGGCGAGUCUGGAAAUCGGUGAAGCAAACGACCCAAGCGUCGCUCGGACUGGAACACGUCCGCCAAGUGCCCCGCGCCCGUCUCCCCGCACACGCACCGGCCGAGGCUCGACGGCUCCGCUGGGGAUCCUCACGCCGACUCCACCGCAAGAGAGCGAAGCCUGGAUGAAAUCUAACGAGGGAAACAAACGGACGAGUGUUUCUUCUCCAACGGGUUUAUUUUUGUAAAUGUAUUUUUCAUCAGAAUCAACGGGUGUGGAGUCAUUUUGUAGACAGAGCUCGUUGAGAAUCUAACGGUUGUAAAUAGCUGUAGGAAUACAGAAGUGAGUUGUCCAUAGCUGUCUGCUCUCACCGGCUGUUUUUUAUUUUUUAUUUUUUAAACACAUCUCCGGACCGACGAGCAACCAUGUUGCAUUGGGGGUUCACUUGAAGAUUUUCACACAACAGUGAAAGAAAAGUGCUGCAGCUCUCCCAACAGUCAAAACUCCUGGGAGCUGGGAGACACGUGGUCCUCUUUAAUUUGUGCUGCAUCUAAGUGGGCUCUGAAGAACAUGUAGGAAAUGUUGAGGAGGACAGUGAGGACAGAAACUAUUCUCCAGCAGCUGUGGUCUAACCCUCCUGUGCUACGGUAAAUCAUCAAAGAAGAGGAGAGAGAUAAAAGGAGAAGGGUCAGUAGUUUGACUAGGGGAAGGCUUCAGGCAUUGACAGCACUGGGAGGACUGCCUGUGAGACUAGAAGGGGUGAGUGGGUGACCACAGAAGGAGAGAGACGGGGACUGACGGAGGAGCAAAGGUUUGGAGGAGGCGGAGGAGGAGGUCCAGGAGGGGUGGGAAAGGCCCUUCCCCAUGGCUACUGACCCAGGAGAGCCCACAGGCACUGAGGACUCCUCAGAGAAACCUGAUGGACAUAGAAAAGAGGACACGGAGCAGGAGGGCAGGGACAAUCAUAAGUGGGAGAGGACACAGAGCACACCCUCAGACCUCUCCUCUUCCAAGACUCCAGGCAGGGAAGCGAAAGGAGGAGAUGAUGGAGGGAUCCAAGGAGGAGGAGGACGAGGGGAAGCCAGCCAGGAGAGAGAGGAGACCACGCUCAAACCAAUUUCACUCUCCACACGCUCCUUGUCAGUCGACACUGGUCAGAAACAACUGAGGAGGGAGAAGCGUUUUUUCAGGAAGAGCGUUGAGAUUUGUGAGGAGGACGAUGAGUUGGAGGUGCCCCCUGAGGCACCCCACAGUGCCCCACACCUGGAGCUGCGUUCCUUAGACUCAGUAUUCACCAGCAGUGCCCAAAAGCAAGGGGCUGAUUUGACCUGCACUGCACUUGGCAAUGACCCAUCUUGUGCCAGCUCCAGCCAGGAGCCUGGAAAAGAUGCUCCUUCCUCCACAGCCACCCAGAGGGUGAAGGAAAGGGACCGUGAGCUGGAAGAGGAAGCAGAGAUGAAGGCUGUGGCUACCUCUCCUGGAGGAAGGUUCCUCAAGUUUGACAUAGAACUGGGCAGAGGAGCCUUCAAAACUGUUUAUAAAGGCCUAGACACUGAGACCUGGGUGGAGGUGGCUUGGUGUGAACUCCAGGACCGCAAACUGACCAAGGUGGAGCAGCAACGCUUCAAGGAGGAGGCUGAGAUGCUGAAGGGGCUUCAGCACCCCAACAUCGUCCGCUUCUAUGAUUCCUGGGAGUCUGUGCUGCGUGGCAAGAAGUGCAUUGUACUGGUCACUGAACUCAUGACUUCAGGAACACUCAAAACGUACCUUAAGCGCUUUAAGGUGAUGAAACCUAAGGUCCUGAGGAGUUGGUGCAGACAAAUUCUGAAGGGCCUUCACUUCCUUCACACUAGGACUCCUCCAAUCGUCCACCGGGACCUCAAAUGUGACAACAUCUUCAUAACGGGCCCCACAGGUUCAGUCAAGAUAGGUGACCUCGGACUGGCCACUCUGAUGAGGACCUCCUUUGCCAAGAGUGUCAUAGGAACACCUGAGUUCAUGGCUCCAGAGAUGUAUGAGGAGCACUAUGAUGAGUCUGUGGAUGUUUAUGCCUUUGGGAUGUGCAUGCUGGAGAUGGCGACGUCUGAGUAUCCCUACUCUGAGUGCCAAAACGCAGCUCAGAUCUAUCGCAAAGUCACAAGCGGUAUAAAGCCAGCCAGCUUUGAUAAAGUGAACGACCCAGAGAUAAAAGAGAUCAUCGAAGGCUGCAUUCGUCAGAACAAGAGCCAGCGACUCUCCAUCAGAGACCUCCUCAACCAUGCGUUCUUCGGGGAGGACACGGGGGUGCGGGUGGAGCUGGCAGAGGAGGACACAGGCAACCAGGACUGUUUGGCUCUCCGGAUUUGGGUUGAAGAACCGAAGAAGCUCAAGGGGAAGCACAAAGACAAUGAGGCCAUUGAGUUCAGCUAUGACCUGGAGAAUGAUAGCGCUGAGGAGGUGGCUCUAGAGAUGGUGAAGUCAGGUUUCUUCCAUGAGAGCGAUGCCAAAGUGGUGGGAAAAUCCAUACGGGAUCGAGUGAAUCAGAUCAAAAAGUCACGGGAACGUCGACAGCAGCAGCUCCUCCAGCAGCAGCAGGGCUUUGAGGAAAGGAGAGACUCCACUCUCACCUCCUACACCUUUUCUCAUCCAUCCUGCUCUUCCUCACUGGGGCCAGGGGCAGCUGGACAAACAGGAGGAGGAGGAGGUGGAGGAGGGCAGGAGUCAGAGGAGCUGCCUGAAGUGGACCAACAUGUCAGACAGCAGCAAAUAUUCAGUGGGACAACCCUUAGUCUGCCAGAAGGUGAGAGCAUUGGAUCUGCCAGUUGUGAAUCACAUGCAAGUGGACAGAGCCAGGCGUACUCUCAGCAAGGGGAAUCAUACACCCACUCCCAAACGGCUCUCCCAAUUACAUCUACGCUCCCCACUCGUGAGAGUGGAAAUGUUCCCAGUGUACCUCUUGGUCAGAGUGUUAGUAUGUCCACCAUGCCCGUAGGCCAAAGUGGAGGGGGGCCUGUUGGUCAGACUUUUCUUCAGGCCACUAACAUGGUUCCACAGGUAUCACCAAGUGUACCUCAACAAUAUUUUCAGUCACAAACAUUUCCAUCAGAGACAUUUCAAACUGCCACUCCCCACGGCUCAGUACUCCCCUCACACUCAUACAUACCCCCUGUUUCCCCACAAGCACCCAUUAAUGUUGUCACUACACCCAUGUCCAUCAGUGAUCCUGCUGGACCAGCAGGGACCAUUGUGCCCCUCGCUCAGCAGACCCAGCCCCCUGCCACUCCCAUGCAGCUCACUGAAAUCAUUCCCCAGGCAGCACCCCAGCAAACGCAACCUGUCAUGAUCCCUCAGCAGACCAUUGUCCAACAACAACAGAUUGGGAUGGAUCCACAGACCUCCACCCUUCAGCAGCCACAACAGCAAAUGGAGGCCCAGGCCACUGUGCUCGAACAACAAGUCUGUGCCCCUCAGCCACCAAUGGAACAGCAGCAGAGCCUCGCAGCUACAAUUGUACAUCAACAUGAGCCUCAGCAGCAGAUCUAUGCGCAGCAACCGAUUCCACCUGUCCAGCCACCUCCUCAUCAGCAAGGGUUGCCCACACAAACAGGUAUGGAUCAGCGAGCUAUGUCGAUACCGCAGGCAGGAGAGCAACCUCAGACUUUUAAACAGCAACCAAAAGAGGAUCCUCACGAUCAGAUCACGAUACAAUCUCAACUACAACAACAGCUUCAGCAACAGCAAACGCUGUUACAGCAGCAGCAGCAACAGCAACAACAAGCUUUACUGAUUGAGCAACAUCAGCUCUAUGUCCAACAACAGCUUGAUCAGCAGCAACAAGCACUGCUACAGCAGCAGCAGCUUUUGCAACAACAACCGCAGCAGCAGCUUUUGCAACAGCAAUUAGAGCCACAGCCUCCCCCACAGCAACAGAGCCAGUUAUAUCAGCAAAUCGGACAACACCAAGCCGGAACGCAAAACGAACUUGAGAAGCAGCAACAAAGCGGACAACAGCAGCAAAACAUUGCAUUACAGCAGCAGCAGACUCAACAGCAAACGGAGCAACAACUCCAGCAGCAAGCCUUAUUCCGACAAAUGGAACAACAACAGCAACAGGCACUAAUACAGCAGCAUUUGCAAAGGAACGCUAUGUUACAACAACAGCAGCAGCUACAACAGAAUGCUCAGCUCCAGCAACAAGAGCAGCAACAAGUGCAACUCAAGCAGCAGAUAGAGCAGCAGCAGCAGCAGCAGCAAGCUCUGCUGCAGAAACAGUUAGAACAACAGCGUCAGCAACAAGUCCUGCUACAACAACAGGCAGAGAGAUUACAGCAGCAUGCCCUCAUACAACAACAAAGUAAAGAGCAGCAGCAACAGCAGCAAGCAGCAAUCAUUCAGCUUCAGCAAACUGAGAAACAAGAGAGUGUCUCUUUUCCACAAAGUAACAGCGAGCAGCAGUUUCAGCAGCAAUCAACUGAAAUACAGCAUGUGUGUAUCCCACAAAUGAACACUGCUCAGUUUACACCUCAGACUACUCUGACACAGCAGGUGUUGGAGCAGCAGCAGCAAGCAGUAUUGAUCCAGCAGCAAAAAGCAUUUAUUACCCAGCCGCAGCACCAUCCCUCUGUUAUGGAACCUCAUCUUCCAGUCGGAGUUCCGGGCGGCACUGAGGUGAUUCAGCAUCAAAAUAUCUCACAGGCCCAGGUCCCCAUGGCCAUCCAGACUACGCAGAUCCCUCUCCAGACAACUGCUGUUGCUCAAGUCUUCAACCAACAAGGACAAAAUGAGGCCCCUCCCCAGAACCAGGGCCAAGUCCCAGUCCACUUUUUAGCCCAGUCUACAGCCCAAGCAGCUCAGGCUAUGACUGAGGCUCAUGUGCCUCCUCCAGCAGCAACGAUCCAAGGACAGAAUCAAAUCAUCCAGACACAGCAAAUUCCUUUACAGACAAGUUACCCAGGACCUGUCACUUCCACACAGAGCCAAGUAACUGCUCUGACAUUAAUCCAGACUCAGCCUUUGCACCAAACAAUUACUCAGUCCCAGCAGCCACAUGGCCAAGGCCCAACUGUUGACAUUCAGAUGAUGGGCCAACACAGCCAAGCUGCUGUCCAGCCUCCAGCUGUAGUUUCCUCAAUUCCCAGUCAAAUCCAACAUGAGUCUCUUGUUCAGCAAAAUGCUCAGAUGCCAGGGCUCAUGCAGCCCCAGCUCCAGCAACAACGUCAAGACCAGCCAGCGGGCCAGGUGCAUGCUCAGACUGCCUCUGGCCUUCUGACCUCUCAGUAUGUCGCUCAGCUUACCCACCAAGCCAUGCCAUCUGCACAACAGGAAAUAACCCAUAUUACACAACAGCAGCAGCAGCAGCAGCAGCAACAACAGCAGCAGCCAGUACUCCAAUAUCAGCAGAGGAUUCUGUCUCCUGGCUCAGCUGCUGUUGGGACCAAGACAGAUCUUGGUUCCGUAGUUGACCCUGUGAACUUUACUUCCACUCCUCAUCCUGUGCAGCAGGCUGGACAAGGCUAUGUUCCAGGCCAAGUUGUUCAGGCUCAGCAGCAGCAGACCCUUGGAAGCACCACUGACCCUUCAGUCAUUCAGGUCAUCUCCCAGCCUGCUCUGCCCCAGUCGACUGAACAAUACCAGCAACAGCUGCAGAAGCUUCCUCAUGUGCAUCAAGCCCUGGCUCAACCUCCUCCACAAGCUCAGUUACUGGCACAGCCCAUUGCUACCCCUAUCCAGCAACCAAUUCCUGUGAAGCAAGUUUUGAUACCCCUUGACGAGAGUCCUCUUCCCCCACAGUGUCCACCUGACUCACAUUUGGUGGCCCAUCCUCCUGCACAGAUAGUCUCCAGUAAUGUGGCUGAACCUCAGUCUGAGAACAGGACCCUUCCCAUCUAUAGUCAUCUAGUGACAAGCGCCACUUCAUCUCCACAGCACCAGGCCAACCAGAUGCUGCCAGCUCACACACACACACAAACCAGCCUCCAGGCCCAAUCACACUCCCAGACACAGACACACACUCAGACACAGGCUCAUUCUCACACUCAGACACACACUGGCACACGUAUCGCUGAACAACCUGUUCUGCCCAGCGCUGUCUUUCCUGCACAGCAAAUGCCCCCCAGUCCCUCUCAUACCUCAUGUCCCCCAACAACACUACCAUCUCUCAUAUCCCACUACCCUGCUGCUGCCCCUGCUCCAGAGCUGCCAACAUCUCCGCCAGCGGCUCAGAUAACCUUCCCAGGGCAGGCCGACUUUUUCCCCACCUCCCCUCCGCCUGCUGCUACUCUACAAUCGCUUGAUUCUAAUGUCCCCAAACUCUCCCAAGCCUCGCUGCAAGACUGUGACCUUUCCCUGCUGGGCAAUGCUCAGAAUUAA
Paralichthys olivaceus (Japanese flounder) is the source of this 6526-nucleotide messenger RNA. The record is from RefSeq and is a predicted model, not a curated record. NCBI's taxonomy places the organism in Eukaryota, Metazoa, Chordata, Actinopteri, Pleuronectiformes, Paralichthyidae.